AACAGGAAGAACAAAGCAGGGAAAGCAGGUGGAGAGCGACAAGGUACAGAAAGCCAGUUGCUUUGAACUAUGCUGACACCUUUCCCACAGUCGCCUACAGAUAAACCCAUCUGAGGAGCCAGUAAAAAAUAUCUUCUGUUUCUGGCUUCAACUUUUCAGCAGGACUUGAAGCUGACAAAUGUAGCUCUGACUUCAUGUGAUUUUUUUUAUGCUUUUAUGUUCUUUAUAUUAUUGCAAAUUUCAAAGAAGAAACAACCACCUUCACAAGAAACCAACAGCGAGGAGAUUGCAAAAAAAAAAACACAGGAAAGGGAAAAUGUCUUUAUAGAUUUUUACCUGAUGACUUUAACGUGGAAGGUCUUGUGGACUACUAUAAUGAAGAGGGCUUUUCAGAAUUCCCUUGCAUCCAUUGCAAUUACCAGGCUUUUGAAGGAUUUUUGGGCAGAUAAACUCUGAAUUCAUGUUUAUAUAUAAUUAGUUACCUAAUAGAAAAGACCCCUAAGUCCUUAAAAUGGCCAACUCUCAGGUAAAAUGCUUGGAAGAUGAUCUGGAAUUUAUAAACAUUUCUGAAGCAAGUCCUCAGUUUUACUAUUCAGAGACACAAAGAACUGCCUUAGAAGCCCUUUUAUCUUCUGGAGAAGCUGCUUUCAACAGUUACCUUAAAAAUGAAGGCGCUCGACAGUUUUUAUCAAGGGAAGAAAUUAUUUCUCUAGAAAGCACUGCAGUGGACUCUCAACUAGGAAAACUAGAAUAUGAGGAGGAUUCGGAGCUGGAUGAAGAUUUAACUGUAAGUUACUGGCCAGGAAAAUCAGAUGUACCAACACCUAUGCUGGAUCUUGGAUGGCCAGAGGGAGACACGUGGAAAGGAAUUACACGAGCAGACGUUUACACACAUCCUCCUACCAACAAUGCUCCUCACAUUAAAGUGGUGGUUCGAAGAACAAUCCAAAAUGCAACAAAGGUCAUUGCUGUUGUGAUGGACAUAUUCACAGAUCCAGAUAUUUUCUUGGACAUGUAUGAAGCUGCUACACGACGCAUGGUUCCUGUAUACAUAAUCCUAAGUUUAGGUCACCUGUCUUCAUUUAUUCAUAUGCUGGAAACAACUGGAAUCAAUGUUAGAUUCACAGAGAAUAUUCGUGUAAGGGUCAUUUCUGGAUGCACAUUUAGUAGUCGAAAAUUAAAGCAAGUAACAGGAGUGCUGAAAGAGAAAUUUCUGCUGGUGGAUUGCAAUACUGUAAUUACUGGAACAUAUAGUUUCACAUGGAGUGAUUCAAGACUAAACAGAAACUUGAUCACACUUUUAACUGGAGAAAUAACCGAUUCGUUUGAUAAUCAGUUUCGUACACUAUUUGCAGCUUCUGAACCACUUCAGAGAUAUGAUUUUGUCAAGGAUCCCAACAAAGAUUCUCAAAAUAGAGUUAUAAUACCCUCGCCUGCACCAGCACUGCCUAAAGAUACUGAAAACGUAAAUUCCACUGCGCAGGCUGUGCCAGUUGUGCCAGAACCCCACACAAAUGGAUUUUCCUCACCUCAGAGAUUUACCACCCAUGGAGCUUUGCAGCCAACAGAUGUCAUUUCAUCCCCUUACUUAAUCCCAAUGGGUGGACUGCAGUUGUCCAAAAGUAUUAAUAACAUAGCAGCGCGGCGGACAGUUGUACCAGCUAUAGUAAAGAAUAAUGGUAUGGAUGCUGGAUUUAACAGGACUUCAGGUGUACCUCAAGAUUCUUCAGCCGCAGCUAAAAGUGCAGUAAAUGUGCCUGAUUACUCCAUUCGCCACCGCCUUGCUGCCUGUCACAAUUUUGAAGGCCCUUCCAUGAACUUUCGUAAUGCUCAGGAGUCUCACAGUGCUUUGAGUGAUAUUUUAAAGAAUGUUCAGCGGAAUAGGUUAUCAGUGGCUAAGACAACAGGGGGAAGGCCGAGCAAGUCUCUUUGGGAUCUUAGUCAGCUGUCUCAAUUGUCAGGCUGCAGUGGAGAACCUGGUUUGAGGCAAAACCCCUUAGAACUUGGGGAGGACACAAAGAGCAAAUCAAGAUGGUCUAUAAAGGAUACCCCAGCAAUGCUACUGAUGCGACAAAGAGCUUUUCCCGAAGAGAACAGGCCUCGAGAGACCAACCUUGUGUCAUUUCAAUCACUAAAUAAUUUGACACCAGUAAGACUGCAAGGACAGUUAGUGCACGGUGUGUCUACAACCUCUUUGGCUAGACCAUGGACUAGUACCACAAGACAACUUGGAAGACCAACAUACUAUUGAUGAUCUGUUGUAAUUGAUGGCCUUAUUCUGUUCCAUUCCGGUUCUAAUGGUCCUCGGCUGAACUUGACAAUUUUUCUUUCUAUAUGCACUGCUUCAUUUACUGUCUUAUUAGCUUGAUUACUGACAGAGUAAACUAAGUAGUAAGAGAGCUAGUGUCAAUUUGGAGAGGAGAUUUAGUGGAGGGGCUAUCUUGUGUUCCUGUUAUAGUCUAUAAGCCUGAUGAAGAUUGAGGUUACUGUGUACCAUCAAAUGAAUUGAGCAGGAGAUAUCAUAGAAAAAGUGUGUGGGGGAAGGGGGGGAGGGUUAAUGAAGAAAAUACCUUAGUGGCUAUAAUGGUUUUUUGGAUGAUUCCACUUCACUGUUAGACCAAUAGUGACCAGAGAGACUGGGGCUGGAGCACGGCACUGGAGUGGCGAGCCAUCCAAAAGGUGAGUUCCUUUUUAUACAACUUCCUGCCCUAGGAAAAAUUUUUAAACAUUACAUAAAAUCCCUUAAAUGUAUUGUUAUAAUUCCAGUACCUUCUCAAGCUUUUGAUUUACUGAUAAAAACUAAAAACAGCUGAUAGGUUGGAAUGUCAGACUCCCACCAAUCUCAUACUGAUACAGAGAUGAGAGAAGUUUUGAAAGAUUUGCUGAAGUUUGACAAGAAAUUCUAUUAGUUAUUUAUUAAUUUAUCACGAAUCGCUAUGUUAAAACUCUAUUCAGCAUAUGAAUAAUUUGGACCAUUUUUAAUGACCGCUUAGACAGAAGUACAACCAUCUAACGUCCAUUAAAAACAGUAAUACGCUAGUGCAAUAUGAUUUUUUGAGUAAAGAAAAAAAAAAAUCACUCAGCUCAUCCACUAGCUUGCACAGAGGCAGUCCACUCCUCUCUUUAUUGAAAAAGGCCUGCCGAAGGACCUGCGCUGAGCGUGAUGACGUCAAUGUGCACUUCUAGCAUGAUUUCCCUUCAAAUGCUUUGCUUCGCUCGACACUACUGAUAUACUAUCCUGAGGAUAGCUAAUCAGUAGCUAGAUACUUGAAAAUCCUUAACAUACAGUUGUAAGAAAAAGUAUGUGAACCCUUUUGAAUUAUAUGGA
Molecule: messenger RNA, 3328 nt
Organism: Bufo gargarizans (Asiatic toad)
Lineage: Eukaryota; Metazoa; Chordata; Amphibia; Anura; Bufonidae
Gene: SACK1E
Product: family with sequence similarity 83 member E
Exons: 6
Coding region: 512-2251 (579 amino acids)
Source: RefSeq, a predicted model, not a curated record